This is a messenger RNA of Peniophora sp. CBMAI 1063, 777 nucleotides long. NCBI's taxonomy places the organism in Eukaryota, Fungi, Basidiomycota, Agaricomycetes, Russulales, Peniophoraceae. The record is from the annotation of a GenBank genome assembly.
AUGUCGCGUUCUAACGGAUUGGCUCCCAAAGUCUGCGACGCCUGCUUCAAAGACUUCACGCCAGGGGUCAAGCCGAAAAAAUGUAGCGCGUGCGGCAACGCAUUCUACUGCUCGAAAGAGUGCCAAAAACACGCAUGGAAAGUGCACAGGAUCCCGUGCAAGAGACAGUCUGAAGCGGUCAGGAAUCUCGAUGAGGAUGAGCGGAAAGGAUACAGAGCGGUGGCGAAAGUGAUCACGAAGUGGGGAGACGCUUGGAAGUUCAUCUUCAUGGGUCUUGCGCCGUACAUACUGAACCUACCGGAGAAGGGCCCUAAAGUCCUACAAGAUAAUUGCAUCGUGAUGUACCUGGAAAGGCGGCCAGACGCAUUCAACGACGCCACAGCUUAUCAGCUACACCACGGAAAGGUCUUCCAGAUCGAUGAAUGGUGCGAUAAAGAGAUGCCUAAGCUUGAAUUCGAUAAAGAGGGCAUCGAGAUGUUCAGAAGAGGAAGUCCUUCGCCAGACUUUGACCCUGCCACAACCGAGUACACAUGCGCGCGGUUUGCCUUUUGUCACGGCCCCGGCUUUCAGUAUUGUCGGCUUUCUAUCCUCCCCAUUGGCAAGGAAGUCGACAAGGACACCGAAAAGGAGAUGCGGCCGAUGUACACGGCGAUGAAGACGUCCGGAUGGGAUGUCGUCCUGAAACGUGUGAUUGACACCGGGAUGGACCCGGAUCGUUGGGACGCUUUGGAAGACGAUUUUGGCGACGCAGAAGACGCAAGCUGUAUAGUGUGCUGA